This is a messenger RNA of Periconia digitata, 666 nucleotides long. The record is from the annotation of a GenBank genome assembly. Lineage: Eukaryota; Fungi; Ascomycota; Dothideomycetes; Pleosporales; Periconiaceae.
UUCCCACCGCAACAAUGCCACCGCCAGCGUCGAAAAAGCGCAAACUCGCACCGGCGCCCGAAACCAUCUCCUUCGACAUCGCCGCGCGCGAGGAGUUCUUGACGGGGUUCCACAAGCGCAAGGUAGCGCGGGCUAAACUUGCGCAGGAGGAGAAUGCGCGGAAGGAGAGGGAGGAGCGGAUUCGUAUGAGAGCUGAGCUCCGCAAACAACGCAAAGAAGACCUAGAGAAGCACGUCAAUGAAGUAAACCGGCUAGUCAAGCAGGCAAACCCAGACCUUUCCUCCGCCGAGGACGACGACGACUCCGAUGACAACGACGAUGACGAGGAGGAGGAGGAGGCCGACGCCUCCAAUACCCAAGAUCCCAAUGCAGACCCAAGUAUCGACGAGCAAGAAAACUACGAAGACGACGACAAAUACACGACUGUGACUAUAGAAUCUGUGGGCAUCUCACGGCACGGUUUCGAGACAAAGGCACAACAGAAAGAAGAGGAGGAGAGGGCGGAGAGGGAGAAGAAGGUGUGGACCAAGGAAAAACCGAAGACGGCGAGGCCGAAGAAGAAGAAGAUUAAGUUUAGGUAUGAAACCAAGGCUGAGCGUAAGGCAGAGAGGGUUAAGCAGGGUGUCAAGAAGAAGAAGUUGAGGGAAAAGAGAAUGGCUGAUUGAG